AUGUCCUCAUUAGCAGCAUCACCACUACAACAUACCAAGGACUAUGGUGGAUCAUUUGUGCAUAGCUACGGCUCAAAGACAUUCAUCAGGCCUAAAAUUGACGAUGUGUUGGAUGCAGUCGUACAGGCAAAAUUCAAUGAAAAGAAAUGGGUUUGGAUACAAGACGACAAGGAAGGCUAUGUGAGAGGGCAUGUUAUCAAGGAAGAGGAGGGCUCAGAAGUAGAGGUAGAAUAUGAGCGAGGAGGGACUGGCAUUAUCCCUCAAUCACAGAUACAGCCCAUGAAUCCGCCUAAAUUUGACAUGGUCGAUGAUAUGGCUGAACUCACCUACUUGAAUGAGCCUUCUGUGAUUCACAAUCUCACGCUUCGCUACAAGGCAAGCCAUGUAUAUACCUACUCUGGCCUCUUUUUGGUCGCAGUGAAUCCCUAUAGAAAUCUCCCUAUCUACACUGAAAACUACAUUCAAUCCUACAAGGGCAAGAGACGUGGAGAGAUGCCGCCUCACAUCUAUGCUGUUGCAGAUCAAGCCUACCACGACAUGGUGCAAGACAAGGAGAAUCAGUCCAUUUUGAUCACGGGUGAAUCGGGUGCAGGCAAAACUGAGAACACCAAAAUUGUAAUCCAAUACCUGACAGCAGUGGCAACCACUAACAGCAAUAGCAGCAAGAAAUCAGUGACCACAUCAGAGCAGCAUGCCAACCGACUCCAAAACCAAAUCUUGCAAGCAAAUCCAGUGCUUGAGUCGUUUGGUAAUGCGCAAACUAUCCGCAACAACAAUUCAUCAAGAUUUGGUAAAUUCAUUCGCAUCGAAUUCAACAACAGAGCCCAAAUUUGCGGUGCCAAUAUCGAGUGGUAUUUGCUUGAAAAAUCAAGAGUGCAUCAGCAGACGUCAAGAGAGAGAAACUACCAUAUAUUCUACCAGCUGUUGGAAGCUGAUGAAGAGCUAAAAAGGCAAUUGCUGUUGGAUGGAGAUGUCAACAGCUACAACUUUAUCAAGCAUUCCAACAAGAAAAUCGAAGGUGUCGAUGACGCCAAAGAAUACCAAAGCCUGUCUAAAUCGUUGGAUAUCAUGGGAUUGGAGGAAAAAGAGAAGCUGGAUCUGUUCAGGGUAGUGGCAUCCAUACUUCACCUGGGCAAUAUUUCCGUCACCGAUUACAGAGACAGAGCUGAUAUCAAGGAUUUUGCCGCUGUGGAGAGAGUAUGUCAUUUACUAGGCAUUUCUGCCGAAGAAUUUAAAAAGAGUCUGUUGUCUCCCCGCAUCAAGGCAGGCAGAGACUGGGUCACUCAGGCCAAAUCACCAGCCCAAGUUGUAGCCAGUAUCGACGCACUAGCAAAGACGCUGUAUGAGAGAAAUUUUGCCUAUCUGGUAGAGAGAAUCAACAAAGCGAUUGAUGGCUACAAGUCAAAGGACAAGCUGGGCUUUAUCGGCGUGCUGGAUAUCGCAGGCUUUGAAAUUUUCGAAUCCAACAGCUUUGAACAACUCUGCAUCAAUUACACCAACGAGAAACUGCAGCAGUUCUUCAACCAAAACAUGUUUGAAUUGGAGCAAGAAGAGUAUCAAAAGGAAAAGAUUGAUUGGAACUACAUUGAUUUUGGAAAAGAUCUUCAGCCAACCAUUGAUCUGAUCGAAAAGACCAAUCCUGUUGGUAUUCUGUCUUGUUUGGAGGAGGAAUGUGUUGCGCCCAGAGGAAGCGAUCAGCGUUUCUUGGAGAAACUCAAUAAAUUUUGCGACAAGGACAACCCGGAAGCCAAAUACAAGAGCACGCGAUUUCAAGAUGGCUUCAUUCUCAAGCACUACGCCGGCGAUGUUGAAUACUCAGUAGACGGCUGGAUAGAAAAGAACAAAGAUCCUCUCAACGAAGACAUUACCCGCUUGUUGGCCAAAUCUACACAGAAGCACGUAGCCAAUCUUUUUGAAGACUACCUUUCAGAUCAAGAUGAAAAGAUAGCGACCAAGCUCAGUUCUGGUGCCUCUGUAUCAUCAACCACAGCAGCCUCCACUACGUCAUUCUCAUCCAUGCUCAAAUUACGCAAAGGCAGUGGCUCCUUUCGAACUGUUGGCCAGCGUCACAAACAGCAGUUACUCUCAUUGAUGAAUACAUUGCACAUGACACAUCCUCAUUUCGUGCGUUGUAUACUGCCAAAUGACCGCAAAUACCCAGGCGAGAUUCAAACAAAGCUAGUGCUGGAUCAGCUCAGAUGCAAUGGUGUGCUGGAAGGUAUUCGUAUCUGCAGAAAGGGCUUCCCCAACCGCCUCUCCUUCGAUGACUUUAGAAAGCGCUAUCAAGUAUUUUGCCCUGAUCUAAUGGAUCGCAAUGCAUUCAUUGAUGGACGAACAGCCUGUCAAAUGCUGGUGAAACAAAUGAGUCUGUCAACUGAUAGCUACCAGAUUGGUACCACCAAGAUCUUUUUCAAAGCAACAGUGCUUGCAUCUCUGGAAGAGCUUCGGGACAACAAACUGAGCGCGUGCAUCACUCAAUUCCAAGCCAUGUGCCGUGGAAGAAUGGCGCGUCAAUACCAGACAAGGUUCUCGCGUCAAACAGAUGCUAUCCGUGUCAUGCAACGCAAUGCUCGCAUUUAUGUUACCUUGCGCGAAUGGCCUUGGUGGAAAAUCUAUGCCAAACUCAAGCCCUUGAACGCUGCUUACCGUGUGGACAGUCAAAUGCGUGAAAAAGAGCAAAAGAUUACAUCUUUGGAAGGCGAAAUCAAGGAACAGCAUGAUAUGAUUGCAGAACUCAUGAGCCGAAAUCAAGAAUUAGAGAGCGAACAUUCAGACUUCAAAGAGCUGAUCAUGGAAGAGCAGAAUAUCAUUCGAGAGCUGGAAGAGACAAAAGAUGAUCUGGUGCGAAAAUUCACAACAUCAGAAGAGCGCGUGGAGGAACUCGAGCAAGAGCUUUCGGAGAAAUCAGAGUUUGUAGAAGAGCAACAAAAGACCAUUGAUGCGCAAGCUGAAACGAUAGAGCAACUCACCACACAAGUCGACACAUCCAAGCUUGUGCAAGACCGUCUGACGCAUGAAUUAGAGUCAUUGAGAGAACAAGUGCAGGAAUCAACAGAUCAAUUAGCCAUCGUCAGUGAAGAAAAGGGAUCCAUUGAGCAAACGAUAGCCGCAUUACAAGCACAAGUGGAAAAAAGUAUUACUAAUCUAACCACGCUAGAAGAAACAGUGGGCUCUCAAAGCCAACAAAUUGAAGCGUUAGAGAACAACAACAAGGAGUACGAAGAGAAUAUAUCCGCUAAACAUGCAGAAAUCGAGAAACUAAAGGAAGCAUUACGAUCAAGUCAAGAGAACGAAAAGAGAGCUCAGGAGAAAAGCGAUGCUCGUGCAGCAGAAUUGCAAGAACUCACAUCAUCAUUGGAUGCAGAGACAAAAUCAAGGCAAGAAUGGGAAGCCAAGUAUGCUCAUCUUAAAGAAGACUGGGAUGCUCUCACUGCGCUUGUCAGAGCAGAGUCGGAGCAAGCAAAGGCCAAGAUGUCAAGAUUUGACCAAGUGUUGAAUGGCUUGAAAUUCAUUCAAUCCGAAUAG
Molecule: messenger RNA, 3525 nt
Organism: Mucor velutinosus
Lineage: Eukaryota; Fungi; Mucoromycota; Mucoromycetes; Mucorales; Mucoraceae
Exons: 9
Coding region: 1-3525 (1174 amino acids)
Biological process (GO): vesicle transport along actin filament; actin filament organization
Cellular component (GO): actin cytoskeleton; myosin complex; cytoplasm
Molecular function (GO): microfilament motor activity; ATP binding; actin filament binding
Source: RefSeq, a predicted model, not a curated record